Thecamonas trahens ATCC 50062 is the source of this 579-nucleotide messenger RNA. Its product is annotated as Dnajc8 protein. NCBI's taxonomy places the organism in Eukaryota, Apusomonadida, Apusomonadidae. The transcript is spliced from 2 exons. The record is from RefSeq and is a predicted model, not a curated record. Gene Ontology annotation, cellular component: nucleus. Bases 1 to 579 code for a protein of 192 amino acids.
AUGGCAGCCCCAGCAGCCGAGGAGGGCAACUCGGCGACGAUAGACCGGAUCCUGCAGCCGGGACACAAGUUCCGCAACCUCAACCCGUUCUGGGUCCUCGGCAUUGCGCCGACGACAGCCAAGGACGAGCUCAAGUCGGCUACCGCCGGCUCGUACGACACGCUCACCUCGACGUCUGGCGCGUACGCCGAGUUCCAGCGGAUGGUUGCCGAGGCGACAGCCGUCGUCACCCGGACACAGCGUAAGAAGCUCAAGGCUGCCAAGCGUGAGCGGCGCGCUCCAUCGCCGUUUGACGUAGACACUGCGCUCCAGAUUGAGAUCUGCAACCGCAUCGCCGACGCCCAGGCCGAGGCUGUCGUCGCCAAGCAGAUGCACGAGGCCGAGCUGGCGGCGCGCAAGGAGCGCGAAGAGGCCAAGAAGCGCAAGCGCAAGGCCGAGGCUGCGUUUAAGGAAGAGUGGGAGAAGGACCGCGAGUCCCGCGUCUCGUCGUGGCGCAAGUUCAAGAAGCGCAAGAAGAAGCUCCGCGGCCGUAAGGAGACACCUGUCAUGCCAUCAAUGGUUGCGCCACCGGCACCGUAG